CGCUCAGCUUCGGUGUUUGGAAAUCGGGAAGAGGAUAAAAAUGAUUUAAAAGCAGCACCGCGGACAGCCGAGGGACGGGACUCGGGGGAGGGGGGGGUUCUCGCUUUGUGGUAGCACAUAUGGACCUUCAACUUCCAACUAAAAGGCGCCCCAAAAAGAAGUAAAUAUGCGGCUAGUGUCGGCAAAGAAGUAGGAGCUCUGUUUGUUUUGGUUGCAGUGGGGGGGAACUAAGGAGUGUAAACACGGCAGAGCAAAAGCGUACUGCUUGCUGUGUGAUCGCCUUGAGAGUGGAUCUGCCGAGCUGAGAGCCUCUCUGAACGGCAGGAAGCCUCCCUCAGUGGUGGUGCGACGAUGACCGAGCUGGUUGCCAAGUGGGCCUGUGAAUACUGCACAUACGAGAACUGGCCGUCAGCUAUCAAGUGCACCAUGUGCCGUGCACAGAGGCCCAGCGGGGGUGCCAUCAUUACUGAGGAACCCUUCAAGAGUAGCCCUGCUCUGGAUGCCAGUCUACAUCAGUGGGACCCUGCAGGCCUAAGCAACAGCCCAUCCCAGGGGGGCUCCAGCUUACUUAUUUGUCCGGACUCCAGUGCUCGACCCCGUGUGCGCAUCGCUGAUGUACCUGAAACGAGUAGCAAGUGGUCCUGCCAAAUGUGCACCUACCUGAACUGGCCUCGUGCCAUCCGUUGCACGCAGUGCCUGUGCCAGAGGCAACAGGCUCAACAGCAGCAGCACGGACAACACGCAACCCAUCAAGGACAUCAUACCCAGCAACCACGCAGCCCCACAGAGUCACCCCAGACCUCAGGUUCUGGAUGCCGCCCUGCUCCCUCAACCACCACUACAGACCCCUGUGAGGAAUAUAAUGACCGUAACAGGCUCAACACUCAUUCACAGCACUGGACCUGCACUGCCUGCACUUACGAGAACUGGUCCAAGGCACUCAAAUGUGUCGUGUGCGACCACCCCAGGCCGAACAGCCUGCUAGCUGAACCCAUCGAACUGGCAUCAGAACCUGAGAGCCAACAAACUUCUUCAAAACUUAACGAACAGGACAGGGACAACAGGAGGGGUGUUGUUGGGCAUGUGGUUGGACAAGGGGUAGUGGGUGUGGUAGGUGGGGUGGGGGGUUGUAGCAGCAGUCAAAGGAGGUCUCCCCCGACCUCGAAACGGGAGUCAGAGGUGAACAUGGACUUUCAGAGGAUCGAAGUGGCAUCAGGGGCUGGGAUUGGGAGCAAAGAGGAGCUGGAGGUGGAUUUCAAAAAACUGAAGCAGAUUAAGAACAGGAUGAGAAGGACUGAUUGGCUGUUCCUCAAUGCCUGUGUUGGUGUGGUGGAAGGUGAUCUGGCAGCUGUGGAGGCUUACAAGUCGUCAGGGGGUGACAUCGCCAGGCAGUUAACGUCAGACGAGGUGCGCCUUUUGAAUCGUCCCUCUGCAUUCGAUGACGGCUUCACGCUGGUUCACCUCGCCAUCCGCUUCCAGAGACAGGACAUGCUGGCUGUGCUGCUCACUGAGGUGUCCCAACAGGCAGCCAAGUGUAUCCCGGCCAUGGUGUGUCCUGAGCUAACAGAGCAAAUCCGUCGUGAGGUAGCGGCCUCUCUUCACCAGCGAAAGGGAGACUUCACCUGCUAUUUCCUCACCGACCUAGUGACAUUCACUCUACCUGCAGACAUCGAGGACUUACCCCCAGCCGUUCAGGAAAAACUCUUUGAUGAGGUGCUGGACCGAGAUGUGCAAAAAGAACUCGAGGAAGAGUCUCCCAUCAUUAACUGGUCUCUGGAGCUCGGAACGAGGUUAGACAGCCGGCUGUAUGCCCUGUGGAACCGGACAGCUGGGGACUGUCUGCUGGACUCUGUGCUGCAGGCUACAUGGGGCAUCUACGACAAGGACUCAGUGUUGCGCAAGACCCUCCACGACAGCCUGCACGACUGUUCUCACUGGUUUUACACGAGGUGGAAGGAGUGGGAAUCGUGGUAUUCCCAAAGUUUCGGCCUGCACUUUUCACUGCGGGAAGAACAGUGGCAGGAAGACUGGGCUUUCAUCCUCUCGCUGGCAAGUCAGCCGGGAUCCAGCUUGGAACAGACCCAUAUUUUCGUUCUUGCACACAUACUUCGAAGGCCAAUAAUCGUCUACGGAGUGAAGUAUUACAAAAGUUUCCGUGGGGAGACACUUGGGUACACCCGUUUUCAAGGUGUGUACUUGCCCCUUUUGUGGGAGCAAAGUUUCUGUUGGAAGAGUCCCAUCGCGCUGGGCUACACGCGGGGCCACUUCUCAGCACUGGUAGCCAUGGAGAACGACGGCUUUGACAAUCGUGGCGCAGGCGCCAACCUCAACACGGACGAUGACGUGACAGUCACGUUCCUGCCGCUGGUCGACAGCGAGAGGAAGCUGCUUCACAUUCACUUCCUCUCAGCGCAGGAAAUGGGUAAUGAAGAGCAACAAGAGAAGCUGCUGCGGGAGUGGUUGGACUGCUGUGUGACGGAGGGUGGGGUCCUGGUGGCUCUCCAGAAGAGCUCCCGCCGUCGCAACCACCCGCUCGUCACCCAGAUGGUGGAGAAGUGGCUGGACGGCUACCGGCAGAUCCGCCCCUGUGCCUCUUUGUCUGAUGGCGAAGAGGAGGAAGACGACGACGAUGAGUGACAAAACUGAAGCGGGGAGGGGAGGCGGUCUAGAGGUGGCCUCCACUUCCCCCCCAGCCCCCCCAUCUCUCUCUUUCUCCUACAGUUUUCCUUUGUUUUUUGUUUUUCCUUUCCUGACACGGACAAACUGUGAAAGCCUUCAGGAGAGGACGGGGAACCGCGAGCCCCCACCCAACCUUCCACCUCUAACAGAAGACAUUUGCAACCCUCCGAGCACACGCAGGCACUCGUACAUACACGUAAAAAACACACAUUGAACACAGACAAAUCUCAGACUGACGUACUCCACUGCUGCAAAACACAGAUUCCGGGAGACAAUAAAGGUUUACGAAUGCAAA
Molecule: messenger RNA, 2974 nt
Organism: Scomber scombrus (Atlantic mackerel)
Lineage: Eukaryota; Metazoa; Chordata; Actinopteri; Scombriformes; Scombridae
Gene: zranb1b
Product: zinc finger, RAN-binding domain containing 1b
Exons: 10
Coding region: 352-2637 (761 amino acids)
Biological process (GO): protein deubiquitination involved in ubiquitin-dependent protein catabolic process; protein K33-linked deubiquitination; cell migration
Cellular component (GO): cytoplasm; nucleus
Molecular function (GO): cysteine-type deubiquitinase activity; K63-linked polyubiquitin modification-dependent protein binding
Source: RefSeq, a predicted model, not a curated record